AAGCUACUUUUUAAUCCACAGAUCUUUUCCAGGAUAUUUCAAAUCAAACUUCAGUCGUGGUAAAAAGAGGUGUUUGACUGCCACCAAGCAACUUGUUAAGACCAGCAAAACAAUGGCUCUCAAUUUUUAUCUUUUGCCAAAAAAUACAUCCCACACACCGUUGCCAACUGAGGAGCUUGAACUCCUCCAGGCAGGUAUGGGAAGACAAACAGUGUCUCUUCCAGAAGAUGGUGACCACACAGAGAUUUCAAAGCUCCUGGCUAACACAUUUCCAAAAAUGGAGGAUCUUUGUGGGGGAUGGCUCUUGCAUAAGGCAACAGGUGGCAGUGGUCGACGAAAGCUGACUGUCAUUCCACCAGAAGCAGAGGGGUAUUCUGUCAAAGCUCUGCGAGCUGCAUCAGCAGGGGGCAAAGCCACUUUUUACAUCGUACCACUCCAGGAGACUUUAGACACCUCUCCUCUGCCUCCUGACUCACAGCAUUUUUCAAAAAUGCCAAAGAAGACAUGCUACCAGUGUAAUGAGGUGAUGCCUUUGCAUAUGCUUGCAGUACACAUUAAGACAUGCAAGGGAAAACUCUCCUCCGAUGAGACUGGUGAAGAGUCCUCUGAUGAGUUAUGGGUUGUGGAGAAGUGCAAGGUGGUUUGUCCAAUUUGCACCAAAGAAUUCCCAGACGAUGAGAUCACAUUCCAUGCUAGCCUAUGUGGAGAGAGCUUUGAAUGUACAGUGACUUCUGAAGCAAAUGGCAGUGGCCUAAGUACGCAUGCUCAAACUCCAGUAUGUAAACCAAGAAGGUAUGUUUUAUUUAGAUGCCCUUUGUGUGAGUUUAUAUCAAAUACAUAAAUAUUUAUGUGCACCAUAAUUUACACAAUUUAUGUUUUCAUGUUUUUUAGCCAUCUUAUCCAGACAUCAUAUUCUAUCAAAUGAUUUAACACA
This is a messenger RNA of Sander lucioperca (pikeperch), 934 nucleotides long. RefSeq lists its product as uncharacterized. Bases 113 to 841 code for a protein of 242 amino acids. The transcript has 6 exons. NCBI's taxonomy places the organism in Eukaryota, Metazoa, Chordata, Actinopteri, Perciformes, Percidae. The record is from RefSeq and is a predicted model, not a curated record.